UGCGCGCGCGUGCCCGUACGCGUGUUCGCAAAAAAACACACCAACCGAAGACCGCUCACGUGACCACAAACGGCGAGUCGCGAUUGGCCGGCCGCACGGGAGGGCGUGGCCGACGGUGGCGGCGUGCGUUUGCCUGUGUGACACAAUUACAACAACUUUGAGCCGAUGGUCGGGGAAGUUUGCGAUUUUCUCCAAACAGCACUCACUCUCAAAACCCAAAUAUACAUCAACUUCAUGCACAAAGCAGCACCGGAGCGCGCGCUGAGUUUGGCUGUACAAUGAGGAGUGUGGAAGGUAACUUGAAGGGAGCGUUUCCUUGAGGAUUUCGGAGGAGAAUUCCGUUCUAACCCUGGAUAGGCGUGUGCGGACACUUCGGCCCGUUUCUUGCGUUUCGCUUCCGCGGAUCUUUCCCCAUGAAAUCGUGCGGUGUGUCGCUCCCCGCCGCUGCCUCCGCCGCUGCCCGGAGUCUCGGUAAUGACGAGGAGAAAAUGGCGUCGGCGAAAGCGACCGAAAUCGAGGAGGACUUUCCGAAGCUAACAGCGCAGGAGAAAGAGAGCCUGGGCGGAAUGGACAGUUCACUGUUUGGAUUUCACAGGCUUCAAGAAGAUGGCGCCAGAACGAAGGCCUUGCUGUUAAAGGCUGUGAGCUGCUAUGACGCCCUCAUCCUGAAGGCAGAGGGCAAAGUGGACGCUGAUUUCUGCCAGCUCGGCCACUUCAACCUCCUCCUGGAAGAUUAUUCGAAAGCAUUAUCUGCAUACCAGAGGUACUUCAGUUUACAGUCGGACUACUGGAAGAAUGCUGCCUUUUUGUAUGGCCUUGGCAUGGUUUACUUCCAUUUCAACGCAUUUCAGUGGGCAAUCAAAGCAUUCCAGGAGGUGCUCUACAUCGACCCCGGUUUCUCCAGAGCGAAAGAGAUCCAUCUGAGACUGGGCCUCAUGUUUAAAGUCAACACAGACUACGAGUCGAGCUUGAAGCAUUUUCAGCUGGCUUUGAUCGACUCCAAUCUCUGCACUUUGUCCAAAGCUGAAAUUCAGUUCCACAUCGCUCAUUUGUAUGAGAUCCAGAGCCAACACAAAGCGGCGAAGGAAGCGUAUGAGAAGCUGCUGCAGACGGAAAACCUCCCUGCGCAGGUGAAGGCCACCACUCUGCAACAGCUGGGCUGGAUGCAUCACACCGUGGAGCAGCUGGGCGAUAAAGGCUCCAAGGACAGCGCCAUCCAGUGUCUGCAGAAGUCUUUAGAGGCGGACCCCAACUCCGGCCAGUCCUGGUAUUUCCUCGGCAGGUGCUACUCCAGUAUCGGGAAGGUGCAGGAUGCCUUCAUCUCCUACCGUCAGUCCAUCGACAAGUCCGAGGCCAGCGCCGACACCUGGUGCUCCAUAGGGUGCCUGUACCAGCAGCAGAACCAGCCCAUGGACGCCCUGCAGGCCUACAUCUGCGCCGUGCAGCUGGACCACAGCCACGCCGCCGCCUGGAUGGACCUGGGCACGCUGUACGAGUCCUGCGGCCAGCCGCACGACGCCAUCAAGUGCUACAUCAACGCCACGCGCAGCAAGGCCUGCCUCAACAUGGCGGCGCUCACGCAGCGCAUCAAGCUGCUGCAGGCUCAGUUGUGUAACCUUCAGCCAGGUAGCCUGCAGAGUAAGAAAAUGCUUCCUAGUAUUGAGGAGGCGUGGAGCCUCCCCAUCCCCGCUGAGCUCACGUCACGGCAGGGGGCCUUGAACACAGCACAGGCGCAGCAGGCGUGUAAAGGGGAGGCGGCUCCGCCCGCCGCCGGCCACCCGGACCCGCAGGCCAGCCGGCAGGCCAAGAGGAAACGCACCGCCAGCCCGGCCAAGGGAGCGCCGGACUGUCCCAAGCAGCCCGUCCCCAGCUGGUACCUGACGCCCCAGAAGCUCCAGCACCUGGAACACCUGCGGACCAACCGAGCCAACCUCAAGCCCCCCCAGCUGCAGACGCUGGAGCAGCUGGAGGGCCAGCUCUCCCUGAUGCAGCAGCAACCAGCAAUGCGUCAGCAGGCGGCGGCGCGGCGGGCGGCCAGCCGCGGGCCCGGCCUCCCCAACGGCCCCCUGGCCGACCCCCGCCCCCCACCCCUCCCCCUCCCCCCGGCCCACGGCCAAACGGGUCGUGCUCUCCAGCCCGCGGCCGGGCAGCUGCCGGGAGACCGCCGGACCGGAACCACGCCCCGGAGGCGGGCGGCGGCGCGGUGCGAGCAACGGAACGUGCCUUACCCGCAGCAGAACUCUCUACCUCACCACUGCUCGGCCGCCGGCCAGCCAGCACCAGCCAGCGCCACCAGCAGCCCGGCGCGCACCGACGAGGCCUGGAGGGGGCAGCAGCAGCCGCAGCGCGGCGCCGCCACUCAGGGGCUUCCGAAGGUUCCGGGUUCCCAUUCGCGGGGUCCUAAUGGAGAACACCCCCUGUCCUCGUCCUCGCCGUCCUUCCCCUCGUCCGGCGCUCUGAACCAGGCGGCUCAUUCCUGCAGCUCGUCCUCCGCCUCCUCGCUGUCGCCCCGCCUCGCGCAGACCACGCCCAGCCUGUCCUCGCCCCCCCACGCCGCCACUACCUCAGGGGUCCACACCAAAGACAGCACGCCAUCGGGUCCCGCCGGCCCCGCCCCCGCACGGGAUUGGACUAAUCACGUCCAGCCGCGGGUGGCGGACGGCGCCGCCGCCGGCUCCCCCGCCGCCGUCACUCUCAGUUCAGACAAUCCUCAGCUCUCAGCCUUGCUAAAGGGAAAAGCCAAUGCUACCAGUAACCACGGCGACAGUAACCACGGCGACCCCGCGGGGGCUUCUUCGUCGAGAAGCUCAACAGCGUCCACCCGGGCGGUCCACGCCGAGCACUCGGCGGCGUCCUCGCCGCUGUCGGCCCGGUGCCGCCGCCGGCCCACGCCCUCCCCGAGCCCGGCGGAUCCUCACGCCGCCGCCAACAGCCUCUCCUGCCUUAACAGCCCCUCCGGCGGCGCCGGGGGCCCACGCUGACGGGAAGAGCCCCGCCGGCCCCCAGAGUCCGCCGCCGCCGCCGGGGCCCCAGCAGCGCUCGGCGUGCGCCGGUCUGGCCCCUGGUCCUCCGUCUCCAUCUACCCCAGCUCCGGCGAGGUGCUGAAGGCCUGCAGGAACCUGGGGAAGAACGGUUUGUCCACCAGCAGCAUCCUGCUGGACCGCUGCCCGCCGCCUGGCCCCCCCGGCCCCCCUCCCCCCCCGCUGCCAAAGGACAAGCUCAACCCGCCCACGCCCAGCAUCUACCUGGAAAACAAGAGGGACGCGUUCUUCCCCCCCCUCCACCAGUUCUGCACCAACGCCGCCAACCCGGUCACCGUCAUCCGAGGGCUGGCCGGGGCGCUCAAGCUGGACCUGGGGCUGUUCUCCACCAAGACGGUGGAGGCCAACCCGGACCACCUGGUGGAGGUCCGGACCCAGCUGGCUCAGCCCACCGACGAGAACUGGGACCCGAGCGGCAGCAGGAAGAUGUGGCGCUGCGAGAGCAGCCGCUCGCACACCACCAUCGUCAAGUACGCCCAGUACCAGGCCUCGUCCUUCCAGGAGUCCCUGAGGGAGGAGAACGAGAAGAAGAAGGAGGCGGAGGCCGAGGCAGGAUCCUCAGACAGCCUGCUGAGACGGCGGAAAGGUCCCUUCAAGCACAUCAAGUUCGGCACCAACAUCGACCUGUCGGACGAGAAGAAGUGGAAGCUGCAGCUGCAGGAGCUGAGCAAGCUGCCGGCGUUCGCCCGGGUGGUGUCUGCCGGGAACCUGCUGAGCCACGUGGGCCACACCAUCCUGGGCAUGAACACGGUGCAGCUGUACAUGAAGGUCCCAGGCAGCAGGACGCCAGGCCACCAGGAGAACAACAACUUCUGCUCGGUGAACAUCAACAUCGGCCCGGGGGACUGCGAGUGGUUCGCCGUGCCCGAGCCGUACUGGGGCGUCAUCAACGACUUCUGUGAAAGGAACAACAUCAACUUCCUGAUGGGGUCCUGGUGGCCCAACCUGGAGGACCUGUACGAGACCAACGUGCCUGUUUACCGCUUCAUCCAGCGGCCCGGGGACCUGGUGUGGCUCAACACGGGGACCAUCCACUGGGUUCAGGCCAUCGGCUGGUGCAACAACAUCGCCUGGAACGUCGGGCCGCUCACCGCUCAUCAGUACAAGUUAGCAGUGGAGCGCUACGAGUGGAACAAGCUGCAGAGCGUCAAGUCCAUCGUACCCAUGAUCCACCUGUCCUGGAACAUGGCGAGGAACAUCAAGGUCUCGGACCACAAGCUCUUCGAGAUGAUCAAGUACUGCCUGCUGCGGACCCUGAAGCAGUGCCAGAUGCAGCGGGAGCUGCUGCUCUCGGCGGGGAAGGAGCUGGUCUGGCACGGCAGGAGCCAGAACGAACCGGCGCACUACUGCAGCAUCUGUGAGGUGGAAGUGUUCGACCUGCUGUUCGUCACCAGCGAGAGCAACAGCCGCAAGACGUACGUGGUGCACUGCCAGGACUGCGCCCGCAGGGGGAGCCCCGACCUGGACAACCUGGUGGUGCUGGAGCAGUACAAGAUGGAGGACCUGAUGCAGGUCUACGACCAGUUCACCCUGGCCAGUCCUCUGCCGUCCUCCUCCUGAUGGCGCCGACACUUGGUCCACCUGAGAACCACGACAGGAAACAGGAAGCUGUCCCCAGGCUUGUUUUAAACCAAGAAAUGAAACGUUUCUGAUAUUCAGGAAGAAAUAAAGCCGUCAGUCCUCAAACUGAGCUGUGCGUCUAUGCAACCAACCCACCGGGCUGCAGCGCCCCCUGCUGGGCCGGAGGGGGGGCUGCAGCUCAUUGCUCCCCCCGGAGGCCUGGAGGGGGGCUGCAGCUCAUCGGCCCUCCCCCCUGCAGCUGCAGCUCGUCGUCCCGACUGUUUGAGCGCCACCCUCCACACAGUUACAUCAAGUUUUGUACAUAUUUGGUUUGAGCUGAUGAAGACUACUGACCCGGAUCCUUUCUUCCUCCAGUUCUCUUUUCUUUUUUUCUUUUUUUCCUCUUCUCCCUUCAUCUGUUUGACACAAACGCUUCGUUCCUCCUCCUCCACAGAGAAUUAGCAUAGCAGGUUUUUUUGUACGUCAGGAAAAGCAGAGAAAACUCUUCUGCUGUGUAAAGAAAGGAGGAAGCAGCGACGUUCUCGUUCUCGUUCUCGGGCUGGUUUUCUUUCAGUUCCACAAACGGCCACGUGAGAGAAAAUGGGUUGCACAUAGACCGAAUGAACUUUAAUUUGUGUGUGUGUGUUUUUUAUUUGGAUGUAAAUUUACACUAUUUAUAAAAUGCAUAUUUAUUGCUUGGAGAUAUUUGUUGAUGGAAUGCUGUAA
Molecule: messenger RNA, 5327 nt
Organism: Salarias fasciatus (jewelled blenny)
Lineage: Eukaryota; Metazoa; Chordata; Actinopteri; Blenniiformes; Blenniidae
Gene: kdm6a
Product: lysine (K)-specific demethylase 6A
Biological process (GO): regulation of gene expression; heart development
Cellular component (GO): MLL3/4 complex
Molecular function (GO): protein binding; histone H3K27me2/H3K27me3 demethylase activity; chromatin DNA binding
Source: RefSeq, a predicted model, not a curated record